Lichtheimia ornata is the source of this 912-nucleotide messenger RNA. RefSeq lists its product as uncharacterized. The transcript is spliced from 3 exons. Lineage: Eukaryota; Fungi; Mucoromycota; Mucoromycetes; Mucorales; Lichtheimiaceae. The record is from RefSeq and is a predicted model, not a curated record. The coding region runs from base 1 to 912 and encodes 303 amino acids. Gene Ontology annotation, cellular component: tRNA (m1A) methyltransferase complex. Gene Ontology annotation, biological process: tRNA methylation.
AUGCUGCCAUAUCUAUAUUCAAGGUUCACUUUAAUACCUACAACGAGUCGCAAUGUUGCUCGGCGGUUCUUUACAUUCGAAGCCGGUGAUUUCUGCAUGUUGCGUGAGAUGCGUUCGAAUCGCAAGUACUUGAUCGGACCCCUUGAAGAAGGAAUGCAAAAGGAUCACAAAGGUGGACGUAUCAACCACGAAGACCUUAUGGGCAAACCAAUACGAUCGAUCGUUAGAACACACAAUGAUGCAUAUGGAUUUAUGUUGCAUAAGCCUACAUUGGAGGAGUACGUUCUCAAUGUACCACGAGCAUGUACGCCUGUGUAUACCAAGGAUGCUUCCAGUAUUGUACAAAUGUUGGAUAUCGAACCUGGGAAUCGAAUUCUGGAAGCUGGAACGGGGAAUGGUGCAUUGACCUUGUAUCUUGCACGUGCUGUGUCAUCACAAGGACGAGUGGAUACAUUUGAUAUUCGAGAAACACAUUCGAACGCAGCAAAGAAACAUGUUCAACGAUACGAUCGAGGGCGAUUCAAGGACGUUGUGUCAUUUCAUUUGGGUGAUGUGGCAGAUCAUGUAACACAGCUUGUGGAUAGCAACAACAAUGACAAGGAAAUCUUUGAUGGGAUCAUGCUGGACAUGCCCGAGCCAAACAAGACCAUUGAAUCACUCUUGCCUUAUUUAAGGAAUGAUCGAUUCAUUGUAUGUUAUCUUCCCAACAUGACACAAGUAUUGGAUUUGGUACAAGCGGCUCGAGGAUUACCGGUGAUGAUGGAAUCUUGUAUCGAGACUGAAUGGAAGGAAUGGGAUGUUCGAGCUACUCAUAUUCGUUCCACGGAUGAAACAGCCUGGAUAUGUCGACCCAAGAACUUCGAUGUCAAAGGACAUACGGCAUUCCUCACCAAGCUUAGGAAAACAGCAUAA